Molecule: messenger RNA, 1083 nt
Organism: Colletotrichum scovillei
Lineage: Eukaryota; Fungi; Ascomycota; Sordariomycetes; Glomerellales; Glomerellaceae
Exons: 1
Coding region: 1-1083 (360 amino acids)
Source: RefSeq, a predicted model, not a curated record
AUGGAAUUCCAUCCGAAAGCAGCACAAAAUAGUGCCACAACACCGCUAAAGACACACAACUUAGCUGGUAUAUUCCACAAGUUCCCACAACUGCCUCUGGAACUGCGCUUCCUCAUCUGGGAACAAGCUCUGUACCAGCUAGACGCUGAAGGGCAGCCGCUGUUUGUCAAGCUCCCGCAAACCUUGGAGAAGGAAGCUGCCACACAAGAUGCAGUCGAAAAGGCCAGGAAACCUUCAAAAAAUUUGAAUUCCUCAAAGCAUACGCCCAGGGAUUGCAAAAAAUAUUCAGUGCAUGGCACGCCUUCAAUGCAUUUCGUUGAUGCCAAUCUUUGGCUGGCGUGUAAAGAGUCUCAGACGGCAUUGAAGAAGGCCAUCAAAGACUGCGUACGCAAAAAUUCCGGGAACAAGACGUUCAAGAUCUCUGGUAGUCAAAAUCUACUAGGGACGCUAGAUGCAGACAGCAGCUCCGCCGACGAAACAGACCCAUCAACGACCGGUCAAAUUCGGCAACGAAAAGCAGAUGGAUGGGCAUCUGCCGUGACCUUCAACUGUAGAAUCUUCUGCUAUCAGCUUUGGAAAGAUAAGGAGGCGGCCAGACGAAGGCCUCUUCGUUUCCCUUUCGAAAGCACCAGUCCCGGUUUCCGGGCAGAGUUGAUGGGCACCCAGGGUAUGGUCUUCGAGUAUGAUUACUCCUGGAUGUUCAACUCUUGUAAGGAAUCGGUAGUGUCUCUCAUGGACCAGAAAGAUAUUAGAGGCUACUUCUUGGAAGCCGCGAACAAUGAGGAUGAGUACGACCAGACGCAAAUCUAUCUCAUCGACUAUGGUAUCUGCCUAAAGCCUGGUGCUCAAAUUCGUAAGUCUUAUAGCUGCGGCGACCGCAGGUUUAAUGAAGUCUGCUACUCUGAUUUUGAUAUGGGCAGAAGUAGGCCUUUGGGGGCGAAAGACUUCCUCGAAGAGGUUCACAAUUGGGCACAAGAUUGGGCAGAUAGAAAUGGUCCAAGACUGAUGCGCGAACCAAGCUUUUGGACGUUAAGACAUAUAUUCGGUCGUGUUCGUGUCCUUGUUUGCGAGUUAGCUCAAUAG